ACGCUUCCCCUGCCCGGCGGCGGCACGAUGAGCGCGGCGGGCGGCAAGGCCCGGCCGGUGGCGGCGGUGGAGCCGGCUCGAGCGGGCGGCGCGGCGGCGGCGGGCGGCAAGGAGGUGCCCAAGGUGCUGGUGGACCCGCGGACGCGGCGCAGCUACGUGAGGGGCCGCUUCCUGGGCAAGGGCGGCUUCGCGCGGUGCUACGAGCUGACCGAGGCCGAGAGCCGCGAGGUGUUCGCGGGCAAAGUGGUGCCCAAAUCGCUGCUGGCCAAGCCGCACCAGAAGGAGAAGAUGUCCAUGGAGAUCGCCAUCCACCGCAGCCUGGCGCACCGCCACGUCGUCGGCUUCCAGGGCUUCUUCGAGGACAACGAUUUCGUCUACGUCGUGCUGGAGCUGUGCCGCCGUCGGUCGCUGCUGGAGCUGCACAAGCGGCGGAAGGCGCUGAGCGAGCCCGAGGUGCGCUACUACCUGCGGCAGACCAUCCUGGGCUGCCAGUACCUGCACAGCCAGCGCGUCAUCCACCGCGACCUCAAGCUGGGCAACCUCUUCCUCAGCGAUGACAUGGAGGUGAAGAUCGGUGACUUUGGCCUGGCCACCAAAGUGGAGUAUGAUGGCGAGCGCAAGAAGACCCUGUGCGGGACCCCCAACUACAUCGCCCCGGAGGUGCUGGGCAAGAAGGGGCACAGCUUUGAGGUGGAUAUAUGGUCCAUUGGCUGCAUCAUGUAUACUCUGCUGGUGGGGAAGCCGCCUUUUGAAACCUCUUGUCUCAAAGAAACAUACAUCCGAAUCAAGAAGAAUGAGUAUACUAUUCCCAAGCACAUCAACCCCAUAGCUGCUAACCUCAUUCAGAAGAUGCUAAGGUCUGACCCUGCCACGCGCCCAACUAUCAACGAGUUGCUGAACGAUGAGUUCUUCACAUCAGGGUACAUCCCCAGCCGCUUGCCCACCAGUUGUCUCACUGUUGCACCUCGGUUUUCAAUCGCUCCCAGCACACUUGAACUGAACGGGCGAAAGCCACUGACAGCACUCAACAAAGGACCAGAAAGCCCUGCAUUAGAGAAUUUGCCUGAGAAGGAAGAUGCAGCUGGGCUGCGGGAGAUGGGAGACGCCAUUGACUGUCACUUAGCUGACAUGUUACAGCAGCUGACUGCAGUCAACUCAGCCAAACCCUCUGAGAGAACGGCAGUGAGACAAGAAGAAGCUGAAGACCCGGCCUGUAUUCCCAUCUUCUGGGUUAGCAAAUGGGUGGACUACUCGGAUAAGUACGGUCUAGGUUAUCAGCUGUGUGACAACAGCGUUGGAGUUCUCUUCAAUGACUCCACUCGUCUUAUCAUGUACAAUGAUGGGGACAGCUUGCAGUACAUCGAGCAGAACAACACCGAGUCCUACUUCACUGUGAGAUCCUGUCCAUCUGCCUUGAACAAGAAGAUAACACUAUUGAAAUACUUCAGGAACUACAUGAGCGAGCACUUGCUGAAGGCGGGUGCUAACAUCACGCCUCGGGAAGGAGAUGAGCUGGCACGUUUACCCUACCUCUGCACGUGGUUCCGGACCCGCAGUGCCAUCAUCCUGCACCUCAGCAAUGGCACUGUGCAGAUCAACUUCUUCCAGGACCACACCAAAGUCAUCUUGUGCCCGCUAAUGGCCGCUGUCACAUACAUAGAUGAGAAACGGGACUUCCGCACGUACAAGCUGAGCCUCAUUGAGGAGCAUGGAUGCUGCAAGGAGCUGGCCAGCCGGCUACGCUAUGCUCGCACCAUGGUGGAGAAGCUCCUCGGUUCAAAAUCUGGCUCAGCCCGUGUGAAAUCCUCCACUUAGGCUUUGGUCUUGAUGGAACCGACAUCUGUGCCAAACUGGCUCAGCUGUGGACAGGGAAGUCUAUCAGCAUCCCUUGUACUGUAACCUGCCAUCACACAGCUGGGCUCCCGCUCCUGGGUAUGCUCCAGUUGCCCCCAGGGAGCCCCUGAUGCUGUGGUGA
Molecule: messenger RNA, 1975 nt
Organism: Numida meleagris (helmeted guineafowl)
Lineage: Eukaryota; Metazoa; Chordata; Aves; Galliformes; Numididae
Gene: PLK1
Product: polo like kinase 1
Exons: 10
Coding region: 28-1815 (595 amino acids)
Biological process (GO): protein phosphorylation; regulation of cytokinesis; mitotic cell cycle
Cellular component (GO): centrosome; spindle pole; nucleus
Molecular function (GO): ATP binding; protein binding; protein serine/threonine kinase activity
Source: RefSeq, a predicted model, not a curated record